CGCUGGGAAGGUCGAGUGGUUCAGGGGGACAGGGCCAGGCCGGGAGUUAAUCUUCAGUUUCAGAGGAGACCCUCACUCCCCUCGAGUAACAAAUGUUUCAGACGUCACAAGGAGAAACAACAUGGACUUUUCCAUCCGCAUCAGUAACAUCACCCCAGAAGACACGGGAACCUACUACUGUGUGAAGUUCCAGAAAGGGAACCCCGAUGUGGAGUUUAAGUCUGGACCAGGCACCCAGGUCACCGUGAGCGCCAAACCCUCUCCCCCCGUGGUGUCGGGCCCCACGGCCAGGGCCACACCUGAGCAGACUGUGAGCUUCACCUGCGAGUCCCACGGCUUCUCCCCCAGAAACGUCACCCUGAAAUGGUUCAAAAACGGGAAGGAGCUGGCAGCCUCCCAGACCACCGUGGACCCAGAGGGAGACAGCGCUUCCUACAGCAUCUCCAGCACAACCACGCUGCCGCUGGCCCCGGGGGAUGUUCGCUCCCAGGUCACCUGCGAGGUGGCCCACGUGACCCUGCAGGGGGGCCCUCCUCUUCGUGGGACUGCCAACUUGUCCGAGACCCUCCGAGUUCCACCCACCUUGGAGGUUGCCCAGCAACCCGUGACAGGGGACCAGGUGAAGGUCAUUUGCCAAGUGAAGAAGUUCUACCCCCAGCGCCUACAGCUGACCUGGUUGGAGAACGGAAACGUGUCCCGAACAGAAACGGCCUCGACGGCCUCGAACCUCAUAGAGAACAAGGAUGGGACCUUUAACUGGAUGAGCUGGCUCCUGGUGAAUUUAUCUACCCACACAGAGGACGUGGUGCUCACCUGCCAGGUGCAGCAUGAUGGGCAGCAGGCAGUCACCAAAAGGCAUAUACUCAAGACCUCUGGCUACACCAAGGACCAGUGCACAGAUGGAAACUCGGAUCGAGAACUGUCCACUGCACUCCUGGUGGCUCUCUCCUUGGGCCCCAAGCUGCUGCUGCUCGUCUCUGUCUCUGCCAUCUAUGUCCACAGGAAGCAACGGAUUGACUGGUGACCCAGGAGGAAAAUA
This is a messenger RNA of Felis catus (domestic cat), 1039 nucleotides long. Its product is annotated as signal-regulatory protein beta-1. The record is from RefSeq and is a predicted model, not a curated record. The transcript is spliced from 5 exons. The coding region runs from base 122 to 1024 and encodes 300 amino acids. Gene Ontology annotation, cellular component: plasma membrane. Gene Ontology annotation, biological process: positive regulation of phagocytosis; positive regulation of T cell activation. NCBI's taxonomy places the organism in Eukaryota, Metazoa, Chordata, Mammalia, Carnivora, Felidae.